AUGGACGCUGCGGGCGUCACCCUGAAGCUGGUUCUGAUCGGGGACAGCGCCGUGGGGAAGUCCAGCCUCCUGCUGAGGUUCACUGACGGUGCGUUCGAGCCGUGCCUGACACCCACCAUCGGUGUUGAUUUUAAAGUGAAGAAAGUGGUGAUAGACGGCCAUGCGAUACAGCUUGCGAUAUGGGACACAGCAGGACAGGAGCGCUUUAGAACGCUGACUCCCAGUUAUUAUCGAGGAGCUCAAGGGGUUGUCUUAGUGUAUGAUGUUACAAGAAAAGACACUUUCGCAGGACUAGAGAGCUGGCUGAAUGAGCUGGAAAUGCAUACCACCAGAAGCAACACUGUGAAGAUGUUAGUGGGCAAUAAAACCGAUAAGCCUGAUCGUGAAGUAGAGAGAAGAGAAGGACUCCAGUUUGCUAGGAAACACUCACUGCUUUUUAUAGAGACCAGUGCCAAGACACAGGAUGGAGUGCAACAUGCCUUUGAGGAACUGAUCAUAAAGAUCCUGCAGACACCAGGUCUUUGGGAUAAAAGCACAGACAAGCGGGGAGUCCAGCUAAGGGAAUCUUCAGCACAGCAGGAUAAAAGCUUAUGUGGUGCAUACUGUCCACUUUCUUAA
This is a messenger RNA of Balearica regulorum gibbericeps (East African grey crowned-crane), 618 nucleotides long. RefSeq names its product ras-related protein Rab-18-B. NCBI's taxonomy places the organism in Eukaryota, Metazoa, Chordata, Aves, Gruiformes, Gruidae. Gene Ontology annotation, molecular function: GTP binding; GTPase activity. The record is from RefSeq and is a predicted model, not a curated record.